Plasmodium vivax (malaria parasite P. vivax) is the source of this 2832-nucleotide messenger RNA. RefSeq lists its product as hypothetical. The transcript has a single exon. The coding region runs from base 1 to 2832 and encodes 943 amino acids. The record is from RefSeq and is a predicted model, not a curated record. NCBI's taxonomy places the organism in Eukaryota, Apicomplexa, Aconoidasida, Haemosporida, Plasmodiidae.
AUGAGCCUGCUGCGGAAAGGCGGAUUAAUUGCAAGCGGGGCGAGGUACAUAAGGACGGGGAAAUUUAAAGACCCAAUAAGUUACAAACAGGUGGUGAGUGAAAAAAAGGAGGAUCGGAAAAAAGAAGUGGAGAACAUCAGGGAGAACCAAAUAAAGUUCUUAGAGCUUCUCCAUUUGGGUAAUCUAAAAACGCCGCAACCGAAGAAGUGGUCGAAAAGGAGGGUACAAAAUGGGGAUUACGUCAGUGGGAAGGCCCCCACGGGUGGAGGUACAAGUGGAGGCACAGGUGGGGGGCGAAGUGACACCGAACCGAGUGCAUACCACCGCGAUACCUUCACAAACAGGCUUAAAAAAAAGGCACUUCAAAGGAGAGUGUUGGGAAAAGAAGGCAAGCUGAAGGAAGACCAAACGGAGGACUCCUCUCAGGAAAGAAAGAGUGAUCUCACCAACGGAAGUAAAACCGAUUAUGAAGACAACCAACGUAGUGGUAGUCUAACACAAUCACAUCUCCCAGACAGCAUUAGCGACAUCUUUUUGGAGAGAAAAACGACGCUCAAGAAAAAAAUCCACCUGAUGAAUUUUUCCGUCACAAACAGUUACGUAAGUAAGAAGUAUCACAUAGAGGUGAAAAACGACCCCUCUGAGAAUCGAUUUAGCAUAUCAGAACUGAAAUCGAUUGGGCUGUUUGAUGAGCUGGAAAUGGGCCACGGUAAGAGGGAUGCGCCAGACGUGGCCACCCCGGGUGCGCUUUCCCACGCCAGUGCAAACGGCCAAACAGAGGGAACGACCAACGCGCAUAACUCACAGAUGUCUAGUCAAAACCAACAAAAUAAGCAAAAAGUUAUGAGAAAGAUCUACAAGGCGUCCAUAAACCACGUGCGGGAUGAAAACCUGUGGAAGAAAUACGUCCAAAAUACGUUCAUCAUAUCGGGGUACUUAGACGCAAGCGAUAUAGUCAUCCUGUUUUGGUGCUUUGGGAAAAUCGGCUACAGAGAUAACAGGCUAAUAAAUUUGCUGUGCUCUAUACUACUGAAGAAGAUAGGCGAGUUGACCCCCUGCGCUUUAGCGUUAUUACUAAACAGUUUUAAAAAACUAGAAAUGAAAAAAUAUGACACGAUGGAAUUAUUAACCAAUCAGUUUUGUCUGCAGAUCCAAAGGUGGACCUCCCAAGACAUAGCUCUGGUUGCUAAUUCGUUGGCCUUUUUUUACAUAUAUCAUAAAAUAUUUUGGAGAAAAUGCAUUUUAAAACUGCAAAAUGGGUAUUACUUUUCCCACCCGUUACAUUUAUGCCUCAUCAUAUCUGCGUUGGCCAGGCUGGACAUCAGAGAGGGGAACGUUUUACUUUCCCUAAGUAAAGGGGCCAAAAAAUACGCAAAACAGUUGAGCCCAAAUAAUUUAGCUCUGGUUAUUCAUUCCUUCGCCAAGUUGAAGUUUUGUCACCCCAAAUUUUAUAAUUACCUCUAUCAGUUUGUUCAUGCGUAUUUAGAUAGGCAGUUUUUCCUGGGGAGGUCUCACAGGAGUGGCCCCCUAAAUGAUGCAUCCCAAAUGGGGGGCAACCAACGCAGUGAAACGGGAAAAAGGGGGAGCCCCUCGGAGAGUGAGCAAAAUGUUGCAAUUGGGAAUUCUACUGUAAGUGGAAAUUCUACUGUAAGAGCAAAUUCGACUGAAAGUGCAAAUUCACACGAAGAAGAAAUAAGCCAGUUUGGUGAAUCCCCUGUUGGGGAGCACCCCCAUGUGCAGGCUGCACCAAACUGUGACGCCGUGGCUACUACGUGGAACGCGCAGGAGGGGGAGGAAGGGCCCCCUGGUUCUCUUCCCUCAAGGGGAGGGCAUGAAGAAGACGCUUACCACAAAGGCAGCAGGAGUAGCAGCGGGGGAGGCGACAGUUCGUGCGACACGCCGCUUAUGGGGAACCAUCAAAAGGGCCACUUCGACCUGCAGUCCCUCGUUCUUUUACUCUUCUCCUGCACAUGCCUAAUCACCUGCACGGAAAAAAUGAUCUUGAAGCUGACCUACCUGGUCCUACCUCUAAAGGACCACUUGGGCAGUCACAAAGUGGAAAAACUGAAAUAUGUAAGUGAGUACAUACAGUAUAGCUACCCAGAGACCUUUGCAAAAUUCCCCAAAGAAAUAAAAAUGUUCUAUCACUACAUUGAUACGUAUGAAAUUAAAAAAAAAAAAAAAGUGAAAUAUGGAGCAAGGUGGAUUAAUGAGCUAUCCAAAAUUCUAGCAAGAAUAAAUGUAAGUCAUUUAAAAAGCGUCUACAUCAAUCACAUAUGUGCAGAUAUAAUGCUGCCCGAUUCGCAGAUUGUCAUUAUGUGUUUAGGGCCAUAUAGCUAUUACGUAAAUUCGUUGGUGACCACGUCUACUUCCGAUUUGAAAAGAUCCAUUCUAGAGAAGAAAAAAUACAAAGUCAUCCCGCUGAGUUAUCACGAAUGGAACAAGCUGAAUGACUACGAGGAAAAGAUUCGCUUCCUCUACGCCUUCGGGAGGGGCGCGGCAAACUAUUUGCUCGCUAGCUCCAAAAGGGAGGCGGCAGACAAAGCGCAGUUGGACAGAAGCUGCCAAAGCGGCGGAGAAAGCGCAAUGGAGGGGGAACAGUUGGACCCAUGUCAUGGCCCCAUGGAUGCCCCAAUUGAUGAUUCCACGCAGCAGAGCAAAAAUUGUGUAAGCGAGCCAAACCAGCAAAGUUACACUUCCGAUGAGGAAGACGAAGUUAUCGAUUUUAUAAAAAGGGGAAUCAGCGUCGAUGAUGGGAAUGAAGAAGAUCCAAGUAGGGACCACGUCGAAAUGGAGGAGAUAAAGAAAUUCUUGGAGGUUGAGAAGUUGUGA